GUUUUGGGUCCUGGAGCUCGGGGCCCGUUUCAGAGGACCAUGUCCAUGGACGGGAAGCCUUCCGCUGCGCCUGGCGGAGCAGGUAGACGGCCCAUGCUCAUCAAGCAGGAGAAGAUGAUGGGCAGUCCUGACAGCUACCCAGGAAACAUGGGACCGAUGAACAGAGGCGUUGUCCCGCAGAGGUCUCCCAUGGGGGGGUCAGGAGACUGGGGCAUGCCCUGCUCUAAUGCCAGCCCUGCAGGUUCAACAGGACACCCGUCCAUGAUGCGCCCCGCCAUGGAGUACAACAGCAGCAAGAACAUGAUGUCCGGCCCCAUGGUCAACCGCUCCAACAGCGUCCCCGGCUCCAGGUCCAUGCUGCAGCAGCAGCUCAUGGAUAUGGGUGGGUCUGGGGACAUGGGGAUGGGAAUGAGCCCCUUCAGCCAGCAGGGCCAGCCCACCCAGUCCCCGUCCUGGCCCGACUCCAUGAUGAGCAUGGAGGGCAGCAGGCGGCAGUUUGGAAACUCCUUGGACGACCUUCUGGUUCCUCCCACCACCAGUGAAGGUCAGAGCGAUGAGCGGGCGCUCCUGGACCAGCUGGACUCGCUGCUGAAUAACACGGACGGCAUCGCUUUGGAGGAAAUCGACCGGGCUCUGGGCAUCCCGGACCUGGUCAGCCAG
Messenger RNA from Oryzias melastigma (Indian medaka), 660 nucleotides. Its product is annotated as nuclear receptor coactivator 3. The record is from RefSeq and is a predicted model, not a curated record. Gene Ontology annotation, molecular function: nuclear receptor binding. Gene Ontology annotation, biological process: cellular response to hormone stimulus; positive regulation of transcription by RNA polymerase II. NCBI's taxonomy places the organism in Eukaryota, Metazoa, Chordata, Actinopteri, Beloniformes, Adrianichthyidae. Gene Ontology annotation, cellular component: nucleus.